Drosophila willistoni is the source of this 2125-nucleotide messenger RNA. Its product is annotated as cytosol aminopeptidase. The record is from RefSeq and is a predicted model, not a curated record. Gene Ontology annotation, biological process: proteolysis. Gene Ontology annotation, molecular function: manganese ion binding; metalloaminopeptidase activity. NCBI's taxonomy places the organism in Eukaryota, Metazoa, Arthropoda, Insecta, Diptera, Drosophilidae. Bases 262 to 1917 code for a protein of 551 amino acids. The transcript has a single exon. Gene Ontology annotation, cellular component: cytoplasm.
AUCUUAGUUGGCUCUCUGGGAAUUGUUUAACUUGAUUUUGUCACAAUAUUUUUUAAAAUCAGUCUUUUUAGCCCUUUAGCAAGAACAAAACAAAAAAAAAACCUUAAACACUGGCUAUAUUAUAAAGAAUUUCUCUCACACAAAUCUCUAUUCGGAACAACGUGAAAAAUUACAAUAAAUUAUUUAGAAAGUUUGCUUUUAAGCUAAUGCAAUUAAACCAAACUCUAUUCUUGAACUAGGCGAAGCAGCAGCAGCAGGAAGAUGGCAUCGAGUCGCAUGUUGAAUGUGUUCAACAGGAACAUAAAUCUCUAUAAACGUCUGACCAACUCGAAUCCAAAUUCCCGUUCGAGUUCCAGUUCGCGGAUGAGAUUGUUGGGCGUGGAGGAGAAGCAGCUGCAACGCCGUCUAUAUGCUUCGGAUUUGGUCGUUGGCGAAAGUCAAUCCGUGAUCAAAGGCGUCGUUGUGGGCGUCUAUAAGAAGGAAGGCGAAAAGGAUGCCAAAUUGACGUCGAGCGGUGAGAAAUUUGAUGAUCGUUCGCAGGGCAAAAUCUCGGAAUUGGUACGCGAAACGACCAUGAAGGGUGAACUGGGCAAGGGACGAGUAUUCAUGAAUGUCGACGCUGAGUUCCGGGCAGUGGCUGUGGUUGGCUUGGGGCAAGAGGGUGCCGGCUUCAAUGAUCUCGAAAUGAUCGAUGAGGGCAUGGAGAAUGCUCGUGUGGCAGCUGGCGUUGGAGCCAGAGCCCUACAAAUGCAAGGAUGCACCGAUAUCCUAGUGGACUCCAUGGAGUAUCCGGAACAGGCAGCCGAGGGAAGUGCCUUGGCCAUUUGGCGUUAUAAUAGUAAUAAACGUAAACAGGAUCGUACACUUAUCCCCAAAUUGGAUUUGUAUGACUCACCCGAUGUUGAUGCCUGGACCAGGGGUCUUUUCAAGGCGGAGUCCCAAAAUUUAGCUCGUCGUUUGAGUGAUGCACCGGCAAAUCAAAUGACUCCUACCAUAUUCGCUCAAUCGACGGUGGAUGCUUUGUGUCCAUGUGGUGUAUCCGUGGAGAUACGUUCCAUGGACUGGAUUGAGGCAAAUCAUUUGAAUUCCUUCUUGAUGGUGGCCAAGGGCAGUUGUGAGCCGCCCGUUAUUCUGGAGAUCAACUACUGCGGCACUGCCCCAGAUGAUAAGCCCAUUUUGCUGGUGGGCAAAGGUCUGACCUAUAACAGUGGAGGUCUGUGCCUACGUCCCAAGGAUUGCCUGAGUAUGUAUCGUGGUUGCAUGGCCGGAGCAGCUGUUUGUGUGGCUGCCAUUCGUGCUGCAGCUGCUCUAUCGCUGCCUGUGAAUAUAUCCGCUGUGCUGCCGCUGUGUGAGAACAUGCCAUCCGGCAUGGCCGUCAAACCCGGUGAUGUGGUCACCCUGCUCAAUGGCAAAACUCUGGGCAUUAAAGAUGCCAGCAAGGCUGGAGUUGUCGUCAUGGCAGAUCCUUUACUCUAUGCCCAGACGGAGUUCAAGCCACGGCUUGUGGUCGAUUUGGCCACCGUGGGCUAUGGUGUCUGCGCUGCUUUGGGUGGAUCUGCGGCUGGCAUAUUUAGUAAUUCCAAUUUCGUUUAUAAGCAAUUCGAAAAGGCUGGUGGACUCACAGGAGAUCGUGUGUGGCGUCUGCCAUUGUGGCAAUACUUUAGGCAAUUGAUCACUCCCAAUAUAACUUACGAUAUUUCUAAUCGUGGUCGUGGUCCGGCAUCAAGUUGCAUUGCUGCCGCUGUGCUGCAUGAGCUGGUGCCCUGUGUGGAUUGGGCUCACAUUGAUAUCCGUAAUGUGGGCAUGCUGACGCGUUAUAAUCCUUUGCCAUAUUUGCUCAAGGAUCGCAUGACUGGACGUCCAACGCGUACUCUAAUCCAGUUCCUCUACCAAAUGGCCUGCCCGGAUAAUAAGUAGAGCGCAGUACGCAUCUGCCUCUCCAAUCUCAUUCGUAUUUCAACGUUUUGUGAUCGUUUUUCCCUUUAGUAUUUAAUUUUUUUUUUUUCUUUUUGAUUUCCUUUUUAAGUUUUUUCUUUUUUUGGCAAAAUUUUGUUAAUUGUAGAAAUUUUGUAAUUAUUUUGAAUGAGAGUAACUGCAGCCAAGGCAAAUGGCCAGAAAGCACCAA